This is a messenger RNA of Microthlaspi erraticum, 456 nucleotides long. NCBI's taxonomy places the organism in Eukaryota, Viridiplantae, Streptophyta, Magnoliopsida, Brassicales, Brassicaceae. The record is from the annotation of a GenBank genome assembly.
AUGGGGAAAGAUGAAAGUAAUUUACUGAGAAAUUGUGAAAUUGAGGUCUCUUCUGAUGAAGAUGGCUUGAAAGGAGCUUGGUUUAAAGCAAUCCUCGAAGACGAUCCAAAAAGGCGAAAGAAAAAGUUGAAUGUCCGCUACUCGACUUUGCAGGCCAACAAUGGCUCACCUCUUCUGGAAACAGCUUACCGGAAAUUUAUCCGGCCAGUCCCGCCGGAAAAUCUCUUCUCCACCGGCGAUUUUGAGGAAGGCUCAGUAGUGGAGGCUGCUCACAGAGACGGGUGGUGGACUGGUUUGUUUGUCAAGAAGCUAGAUGAUGACAAGCAUUUGGUUUUCUUCGACUCUCCGCCAGAUCUAAUCCAGUUCAAGAGAAAACAACUCAGACAACACUUUAAAUGGACAAAAGGGAAAUGGAUCAAAGUCAAACCACAGAACAAGGUACGAGGUUUUGAUUAA